AUGACAAUACGGGGCAUACUUCCUUUGACUUGUCAUGCGUUGGUGUGGUCGCUGGCAGUAGCUUUCGCGCUUUGGGCAUCAGGAGUUAGUGCUGGAGCUGCACAUUAUGAUACGGCUACGCCGCACUCUCCGCCGUAUAACAAGUACAAAUAUAUACCACCGCAUUCCAGCUACAAUAGUUAUGAUCGCGGUGAAGUGGGUUCAACCCCCCCGGAUCUUGAGCCUACGGGAUCCAGUAUUUCUCCUUCCGAGCUCAUUCUUUCCGGUCUGCGCACUAUUUUAGAUGUUGUCAGGAAAAUGAACAAAAAGCGCCUGACUAGCAAAGCGCCUGAAGAUACUGUCAAUGCUACUUCUAUUCAGUUGCGACGGGCUAAAACAACGAAUGACACGCAGGAGGAUGGGCGAGGAUUCAAAGAUUAUUACGACGAGCACCACUACCACGAUCAUGACACGACCACAACUGCAAAGCCUAUGAAACAGGGCAGAUACACUGACCCCUGGGCUGGAUAUUACGACUGGCUUAUAAACGAGGGUUCCUUCAAAUUUUGGAGUGUCUUUCAGCUUUUCACCGCUGCUGUCCUUCUGUACGCAUGUUUGUCAGCUAUCUACUACGCGAAAUUCAACCCUAUCCUGCCAGACUACAGUAUGGAAUACGACGACUACUUUUUAGAGCGAUCUGUGGGAAGAAAGGCAAGAAGUUUGGAAUCUGGGGAACUCCCAUCAGGGCUUAGCUGGAUGAACGCUCAGACCUUUCAGUUCAUUUUGGACGCUAUAUCAAAACAUUACGAAGAAAACUAG
This is a messenger RNA of Parnassius mnemosyne (clouded apollo), 798 nucleotides long. Lineage: Eukaryota; Metazoa; Arthropoda; Insecta; Lepidoptera; Papilionidae. The record is from the annotation of a GenBank genome assembly.